AUGUCAAGCCUCGUGUUUGACAUUCUGCUGACAGUGGAGAAGGACGAGAAAGAGAAGGUGGAGAAGGACGAGAAGGCGGAAAAGGAGAAGGUGGAGAAGGUAGAGAAGGAGGUGGUGGAGAAGGUAGAGAAGGAGAAGGUGGAGAAGGUAGAUAAGGAGGAGAAGGAGGAGAAGGUGGAGAAGGUGGAGGAGGAGAAGGUGGAGAAGGUAGAGAAGGUGGAGAAGGUAGAGAAGGAGGAGAAGGAGGAGAAGGUGGAGGAUGAGGAGAAGGUGGAGAAGGUAGAGAAGGAGGAGAAGGUGGAGGAGGAGGAGAAGGUGGAGAAGGUGGAGGAGGAGGAGAAGGAGGAGAAGGUGGAGAAGGUGGAGAAGGAGGAGAAGGAGGAGAAGGUGGAGAAGGUGGAGGAGGAGGAGAAGGAGGAGAAGGUGGAGAAGCAGAGGGCCAUCUGGUGUCUGCUGCCGUGUCGGAGUGUGCUCAGGCUAAUUGAGUGA
Messenger RNA from Knipowitschia caucasica, 489 nucleotides. The record is from the annotation of a GenBank genome assembly. NCBI's taxonomy places the organism in Eukaryota, Metazoa, Chordata, Actinopteri, Gobiiformes, Gobiidae.